AUGGAAGAGUCUUUACUGCAAGAUGUCUUUUUAAAAAAAUCCCAACGGAAGAGAUUGUUUUCGAUCAAUUAUAAACAAUACUUGUUUGUUUUAACAAAAACAAGCUUGACAUACUAUAAUUACAAACAUGGGAAACAAGGAAAACAGAAGGGAGUGAUUGAGCUUGAGGCAAUCAGAUGCGUUGAGACUGUAAGUUUGAAUAAUCCAACACCUGUGGACAGACAGUACCCAAUUCAGAUUUUAUAUAAUGCUGAGACUUUGUACAUCUAUGCGGAUGGGGAACAAAGCAGGACAAGGUGGCUGGCUGAGCUAAAACAUGCAAUCAAAAAUAAUCAGCAUCUGGCUCUGAAGUACCAUAGCGCAUUUUGGGCAGGUGACAAAUGGCUUUGCUGUUUAGAGAGAAGCCAAGCAGCCCCAGCCUGUACAAAUGUAACUGACAGAGGUGUAUUAAGAGAAGAUUCUAAUAGACGCAGAUCUUUACCACUCCCUCCUGUCCCCAGUGAAGAGAGUGAACACACCAGUCUUCCGAAACCAGUAACACCAUCUUCAAAAAUGGCGGAAGCUUUGUACCAGUAUGAUGCCAAAGAGCAAACUGAUAUCUCCUUAGAGAAGGGUGAAAAGUACUACAUCAUUAAUGAUAGCGAUCAGCACUGGUGGAAACUAAAAGAUAUGAAAGGGAGAGAAGGGUAUGCUCCCAGCAGUUACCUGACAGGGACCAACAAGGAGGCUGAACAAUGCAGCAAAACGAGCAACACCCAAUUCACCAAUCCACCCAAACAGUCUGAUAAAUUAGAAGACUAUGUCUGGUAUGCGGGACCAUUAGCACGAGCUAAAGCUGAGCAGCUUCUCAAACAAAUGGGAAAGGAGGGCGGUUACCUUUUACGAAACUCGAGCCAGGGUGGUGGCUAUGUGGUAUCAGUUUUCACAAAGGCCCUUGAAAGUAAAGGUGGAGCAACCCGACAUUACCACAUUCACCAAACAGCAGAAGGGAAGUACUAUCUGGCAGAAAAUCACCUGUUUGACACAAUCCCAGAAGUUAUUAAAUAUCACCAGCACAACUCAGCAGGGUUGAUCACAAGACUUCGACAAGCUGCUUCAACUGAAACUAAUAAGGUUCCAGGUUCCGUUGAUGUGGAAUGGGAACUGAAUCGUGGUGAAAUCAUCCUGGUAAAGGAGUUGGGAAGCGGGCAGUUUGGAGUGGUCCAACUGGGAAAGUGGAAACACAAGUACGAUGUGGCCAUUAAGAUGAUAAAGGAAGGCUCAAUGUCGACAGAUGAGUUCCUGGAGGAAGCAGAAACUAUGAUGAAACUGAAGCAUCCAAAGUUAGUCCAACUGCAUGGCGUCUGCACCAUUCAAUACCCCAUCCUCAUAGUUACCGAGUACAUGAGCAAUGGUUGCUUGCUGAGCUACCUCAAGGAUCAUGGCAAGGAAUUAAACCAGUUCCAGCUCCUGGAAAUGUGCUACGAUGUGACUGAAGCCAUGGCAUACUUGGAAGAUCUACAGUUCAUACACAGAGACCUAGCUGCUAGAAACUGUUUGGUUGAUAAUACACUGAUAGUCAAAGUGUGUGACUUUGGAAUGGCCAGGUAUGUUCUCGAUGAUCAAUACAUUAGCUCAACAGGAACCAAAUUCCCGGUGAAGUGGUCAUCUCCAGAGAUUUUCUUCUACUCGAAAUUCAGCAGUAAAUCAGAUGUGUGGGCCUUCGGAGUGCUGAUGUGGGAAGUCUUUACUUUGGGAAAAAUGCCGUACGAAAGGUUUAACAACGGUGACCUUAUUUGGAAGAUCCUGUCAGGAUACAGACUCUACAAGCCACGGUUGGCAUCUGAGGAAAUCUUUCACAUUAUGUCAAGCUGCUGGCAUGAGCAACCAGAGGAACGGCCCACUUUUAAGCAGCUGUUAUUUAACAUCCAGCCUCUCCGUGAAGAUGACAGACAAUGAACGGGUACUUGUAUGCUUUGGACCUUUCCCUUUUCUCAUGGCUUCCUGUAAUAUUUCCUUGUUAAGCAUUUUCAGAAAGAACAUGUGGAUGUUGCAUCAUAAGUAGUUUCAUUCCUCUCUUGUUCCGGAUCCAAAAAUAAGUUAUGGAGAAAAUGGCCACUCAACUGCUUCUGAUGGCUGGGCAGAACUUGAGCAUGCACAUCUGUUCCAUUACUAUAGCACCAAAUAA
Messenger RNA from Carcharodon carcharias (great white shark), 2167 nucleotides. RefSeq names its product cytoplasmic tyrosine-protein kinase BMX-like. Gene Ontology annotation, biological process: peptidyl-tyrosine autophosphorylation; adaptive immune response; T cell receptor signaling pathway. Gene Ontology annotation, molecular function: ATP binding; protein binding; non-membrane spanning protein tyrosine kinase activity. The record is from RefSeq and is a predicted model, not a curated record. Lineage: Eukaryota; Metazoa; Chordata; Chondrichthyes; Lamniformes; Lamnidae. The transcript is spliced from 18 exons. The coding region runs from base 1 to 1938 and encodes 645 amino acids.